Messenger RNA from Esox lucius (northern pike), 1037 nucleotides. RefSeq names its product cysteine and glycine-rich protein 2 (gene csrp2). The transcript is spliced from 6 exons. The record is from RefSeq and is a predicted model, not a curated record. Gene Ontology annotation, biological process: sarcomere organization; muscle tissue development. Lineage: Eukaryota; Metazoa; Chordata; Actinopteri; Esociformes; Esocidae. Gene Ontology annotation, molecular function: structural constituent of muscle; actinin binding. Gene Ontology annotation, cellular component: nucleus; cytoplasm; Z disc. The coding region runs from base 327 to 908 and encodes 193 amino acids.
CCAGCUGUGAUUUUUAGAACAUUCAAGAAUAUUUUGUGUAGGCCUACGCAGGAGUUUCGUAACGUAGUGAAACGUUCUAGCGAACUGAAUUCACGUAGUGCAAGUCCUUUUCUGACGAAUCGUGAGAUAAAAUCAACGUUUUAGCAAAACUUUGAACUCACCUCCUCUGCCUUGCAAAACCACUCCCCUCACGAAAUCCCACAUGCUUAAUGAAUCGGAGUAGCCUAUUUUCAUCACUUCGUGUAGUUGGAUUCGCCAAAGGAUACAGCGUAGAAAUCUUGGAUAAAACACAAGGAUUCUCUUAGAAUCAAAUAAAGUACAAAAAAAUGCCGAACUGGGGAGGAGGCAACAGAUGUGGCGCAUGCCAGGGGUUGGUAUAUCACGCCGAGGAGGUGCAAUGUGAUGGAAAGAGCUUCCACAAGUGCUGCUUCCUAUGCAUGGUCUGCCGGAAGGGUUUAGACAGCAACAAUGUGGCCAUCCACGACACCGAGAUAUACUGCAAGUCCUGUUAUGGGAAGAAGUAUGGACCUAAGGGCUAUGGCUACGGGCAGGGGGCUGGAACCCUCAACAUGGACCGCGGGGAGAGACUGGGCAUCAAACCAGAGCAGACCCAUACUCACAGACCGACCACCAACCCCAACCCCUCCAAAUUCGCCCAGAAGUUUGGGGGCUCUGAGAAGUGCGCUCGUUGCGGGGAGUCGGUUUACGCUGCGGAGAAGAUCGUGGGCGCUGGCAAGCCAUGGCAUAAGAACUGCUUCCGGUGUGCCAAAUGUGGGAAGAGCCUAGAGUCAACCACGCAGACAGAGAAAGAUGGCGAGAUCUACUGCAAAGCAUGUUAUGCAAAGAACUUUGGACCUAAAGGAUUUGGAUAUGGCCAAGGGGCUGGAGCCCUGGUGCACGCUCAGUGACAAACAACAUCCACACAGGACAAUCACGCCUUUGUACAUUUCUGACUGAAAAAACCCCACCGUACUCAAGUGCCUUUGCUUGUGAUUCUCAAAAGGGGGGGGCGCAAUAAAAACAAUUCCAAAAAACAG